UCUUGGUCACCACUAAUGCCUACUUUACAUACAUGUCCUUGAAGAAUCAGCAAGAAUAAACUUGUUUAUGUCAUCUCUCUCUCUCUCUCUCUCCAUCUGUUUUUGCUUCCCUUCAUCAGUCCUCAUAAAACCCAGCUUGCUCCUUGGCAUUUUGAUUUCUUCUUUGGCAAGAACUUUGCUUUUGCUAAGAUGGUUUUGCAAGUGCUUUACUUGGUUUUCCUUCUAUGCAACUCUCUUGCGUUUAUAAGUUGUGUAAACGAAGAAGGAUUGGCUCUACUUUCAUUCAAAGAAUCCUUAACACACUACCCUGAAGGCUCUCUGAGUAACUGGAACUCUUCAGACCAAACCCCAUGUUCAUGGACUGGAGUCGCAUGCAGACAAGACAAAGUUGUAUCUCUCAGCAUUCCAAGCAGAAAUCUUUAUGGGAUUUUCUCUCCUGCUCUUGGAAACCUCUCUGCAAUCCGCCAUCUGAAUCUCCGGAGCAAUGAGCUCUUCGGAAGCUUGCCAUGUGAGCUUUUCAAUGCAAAAGAUCUGCAGAGCUUGGUGCUAUCAGGAAAUUCAUUAUCUGGUUCGGUUCCAGCUGAGAUAGGGAAGCUCAGUUACCUGCAAACAUUAGAUCUUUCACAAAAUUCAUUCAAUGGUUCAAUACCUUCAUCUAUAGUUCAAUGCAAGAGACUAAAGAUGCUUGUUUUCGGUGAAAACCAUUUCUCUGGUUCCCUUCCAGAUGGUAUAGGAACCAGUUUGGUUAGUCUUCAAAAGCUCAAUAUUUCCUUCAAUAAUCUCAGCGGUUCAAUCCCUGAGGACAUGAGCAACUUGUCAAGUUUAAGAGCAACCCUUGAUAUGUCUCACAACUUCUUCAACGGUUCGAUUCCAGCAAGCCUAGGAGCCCUGCCUGAGACAGUUUACAUUGAUCUCAGUUACAACAAUCUCAGUGGACCUAUUCCACAGAAUGGUGCUCUGAUCAAUUUAGGUCCAACAGCUUUUGUAGGAAACCCUUUGCUCUGUGGACUCCCAUCGAAGAUUUCAUGUCCUUCUAGCAGUCCAGGCUCAAAUUCUCAGUCCUUGAUUAACAACCAGCCUCAAAAUACAGGUCGAAGCUCUGGUAUGAAUGGGAAACACAGCAACUCAAGCUCAGGUAUCUUUGUAAUUACUGUCAUUGCAGGUGUCAUGAUUGGAAUCUGCAUUGCUGGGCUGUUAUUCUCCAACUGGUACAAGAAGGUUUGUGCUUGUAAAGUAAGUGAACAUUUUGUUGGAUGCAACUUUGAGCAGAAAUUUAUGGCCAGAAAAGACUUUUCUUGCUUUGCAAAAGAUGGCUUGGAGACCCUAUCAGAGAAUCUGGAGCACUACCAUUUUGUGCAAGUGGACCUACAGGUGAACUUAGAUCUUGAGCAACUGUUGAAAGCAUCUGCUUUUCUUUUGGGUGAAAGUGGAAUUGGGAUUGUGUAUAAAGUUGUUCUUGAAGACGGAAGAACCCUAGCAGUGAGAAGAUUGGGAGAUGGAGGUUCCCAAAGGUUCAGGGAAUUUCAAACUGCAAUUGAAGCAAUUGGAAAGAUCAGACAUCAAAACAUUGUGACUCUUUUAGCAUAUUGCUGGUCUGUUGAUGAGAAACUGCUCAUAUAUGAUUAUAUCCCUAAUGGUGACCUUGCUUCUGCAAUUCAUGGCAAAUCUGGAAUGGUAUCCUUCACACCUCUUUCUUGGCCUGUUCGUCUCAGAAUCAUCAAAGGCUUGGCAAAAGGUUUGGCUUAUAUUCAUGAAUUCAGUCCCAGAAAAUAUGUCCAUGGAAACUUAAGGCCUAGCAACAUACUGCUUGGACAAAACAUGGAACCCCAUAUCUCCGAUUUCGGAUUAGGCCGCCUUGCUAAUUUAACUGAAGAAUCCUCCUCAUCUUCAUCAUUUCAACUUGAACAAAUCAUGACUGAAACACCACCUCAGAAUUCUCCAUACGUGCAAAGGGUAGCAAGCUCACUAGCUGCAGCAGGGCCUUUUUAUAAAGCUCCGGAAGCCUCUAAAGUUACCAAGCCAUCACAGAAAUGGGAUGUUUACUCAUUUGGGGUAAUUAUACUGGAGAUGAUUUCGGCAAAGAUGCCCUUUAAAAGAAUUGGUUCUUUGGAAAUGGAUUUGAUUCAAUGGUUUCAGCUCAGCAUCGAUGAAAGGAAGCCGCUUGUUGAUCUGUUAGACCCUUUCCUAGCUCCUGAUGUAGACAUGGAAGAGGAGAUUAUUGCAGUACUGAAAAUGGCUCUUGCUUGUGCUCACAAAGCCCCUGAAGGGAGACCUUCUAUGAGAUUUGUCUGUGACAAUUUGGCCAGGUUGGCCUAAUCCACUUACUGAGAACUAGUGCAAGGUCAGAAACAAAUAAAAAGGAACUGCCAUGUUCAUGAGUUAUAUAGCACAACAGAUAAGGCAAUUGUACAUAUUUCUGCCUCCUUGUAAGAAUUCUGCUGUCUAGUUUUUCUUAUUUUGUUCAAUUAAUCAAUGAUUUGUUUUCUUGCAUUCUAUUCUCUUGAAAUUGUAUGUCAUAAUAACAUGAACAAUUAGCGGUUCCUGA
Molecule: messenger RNA, 2545 nt
Organism: Prunus persica (peach)
Lineage: Eukaryota; Viridiplantae; Streptophyta; Magnoliopsida; Rosales; Rosaceae
Product: receptor protein kinase-like protein ZAR1
Exons: 2
Coding region: 190-2316 (708 amino acids)
Biological process (GO): protein phosphorylation
Molecular function (GO): protein binding; ATP binding; protein kinase activity
Source: RefSeq, a predicted model, not a curated record